Messenger RNA from Periconia digitata, 1995 nucleotides. The record is from the annotation of a GenBank genome assembly. Lineage: Eukaryota; Fungi; Ascomycota; Dothideomycetes; Pleosporales; Periconiaceae.
CCAGCUUCUACGCCCUAUUUCUUCGCCAUGGAUCCGAAUCGGCAGUCCUUCCAGCUUCCCGUUCCUCCUCCCCCUCUCCACACACGAUCCAGCGAGAUGGGCCGUCCAGGAACACCUCUACAAGAGGCCUUCACCAGCCCACAGCAGACUCCACAGGGCAGUCCUAGCAAGCACCAUCAGCCUCCCGGCGCAUUUGAUCUGCCGAAUGUGUUUGAGAAUGCAAUGAGGCUGCUCCCUACGCUGGGCUCUCCAUCCAAGUCCAAGCCGGGCACGCCAACUUCCCCCAACAAGCUGGCCCUGAACACGGCUGACGAGGGCGAUUACUCUGCGCAGGAUCUUACCACUCUCGGGCCUGGAAGUCCCACGCGCAAGGCAAACAAGGAGAAUACACCUCCGGGGUCGCGACCUGGCUUGCAGAAGGACUCCAGCUAUGUAACUCAUGCUGCACAGUCACGCAAGGAGCCCUACAGACCACGAGAGGCAGAUCAAUCCCAACGAUACUACCCAGGCCCACAGCGUCUCUCUCCAGAAGAACUAGAAAAGGCGAGGAAGCCAGCUGUCAAACGCCUAGCAAACGUGACCCAACUUUAUUUCCUGGAUCAUUACUACGACCUCCUCAGCUAUGUACAUACCCGCCAGACUCGCCUUGCUCAAUUCAAGGCCCAGAAUCCCCCGCCGCCCGAGACGCCCGAAGACGCAUACAACGACGCUUUGACACAAUACCUCGGUCGAGAGCGAGCCAAUUUACGCAAGCGCCGUACCCGCUUACGACAAGGUGACUUUCAAAUUCUCACACAAGUCGGCCAAGGUGGUUAUGGACAAGUCUACCUGGCACAAAAGAAGGAUACGCGUGAAGUAUGCGCUCUGAAGGUGAUGAGCAAGAAGUUGCUGUUCAAGCUCGAUGAAGUUCGACACGUCUUAACUGAACGCGAUAUCUUGACAAGUGCGAAGAGUGAAUGGCUCGUACGGUUGCUGUAUGCCUUCCAAGACGAAAAGAGCAUCUAUCUCGCAAUGGAAUACGUCCCUGGAGGUGAUUUCCGUACUCUUCUGAAUAAUACCGGCGUUCUGCACAACCGCCAUGCUCGUUUCUACAUUGCAGAAAUGUUCUCAUGUGUAGACUCUCUGCAUCAGCUUGGAUACAUUCACCGCGACCUCAAACCCGAGAAUUUCCUCAUUGACAGCACUGGCCAUGUCAAGUUGACCGAUUUUGGACUUGCUGCAGGAAUGCUUGCGCCUGCUAAAAUUGAGUCGAUGCGAAUCAAAUUAGAGUCUGUUGGCAAUAUAGUCUCUCCUUUUGGGCGGCCCAUGGAAGAGCGAUCCGCUGCAGAACGUCGCGACAACUAUCGAUCACUCCGCGAGAGGGAUGUGAAUUACGCGAAGAGCAUAGUUGGCAGUCCUGAUUAUAUGGCACCUGAAGUGUUGAAGGGCGAAGAAUACGACUUCACAGUAGACUAUUGGAGCUUGGGCUGCAUGCUUUUCGAAGCGUUGGCCGGCUAUCCACCUUUUGCGGGAGCUACUGUAGACGAAACCUGGCAGAACCUCAAACAAUGGAAGAAGGUGUUGCGCAAACCGGUCUACGAAGAUCCCACAUACUUCCUUUCCAAGCGAACAUGGGAUCUUAUUACUCGAUUAGUUGCAUCAAAGACCUCUCGUUUCCGGGGAAUUUCGGAAAUCCACGCGCACCAGUACUUUGCAGAGGUGGAUUGGAAUCAACUGAGAGACAACAAGGCUCCUUUUGUUCCUGAACUGGACAGUGAGACCGAUGCCGGAUACUUUGAUGACUUCGGAAGCGAGGCCGACAUGGCCAAAUACAAGGAGGUACACGAGAAGCAAGCCGCACUGGAGGCCAUGGCCGACCGUGGCGACAAGAUGGGCAAGGGCUUGUUUGUUGGGUUUACGUUCCGCCACAAGAAGACGACUGACGAGAACGGCAAACCGUCGUCUCCUCGAAAAGCGCUACCCUCCGUUAGCGAAAACUUCGAUACCAUUUUUUAA